AUGAUGCGAUGCUUCUACAUUAGAACCCAUGAACCGAAGAAUCCAAGAAUAUUGGCACAAGAUGUAUUUAAUCUGUUACACGUAACUGUUCAUACUAAUUUCGACCAGUUUGGGGCAGUGAUUGAUGAUAUUAAACAACUCUGUGCCUAUGCAGGGAAAAAUAUUCCUUCUGAUAGGGACAUGCUUGACCAAAUUAUUUCAAAAUUUGGAAAGAAUCCUUAUAAUACUCUUGAGAGCAGGGAGUUAUAUAGAAUUCUUCAAGGUGCAACGACUGUUGAAAAUUUAAUUGAGUUGGGAGUCCACCAUAAAAAUUCAGCAACUUUUUGCAUCGAAUCUUAUGACCCAGCAAAGAUUACCCAACAUGUGAAAGCUCAACAGAAAAAAAGGAAAGGAAAACAGUAUUGUUUUAACUGUGGAAAACAAGGUCAUUAUAAGGCACAAUGUUAUGCACUCAGAAAUAUGUAG
This is a messenger RNA of Saccharomycopsis crataegensis, 465 nucleotides long. RefSeq lists its product as uncharacterized. Gene Ontology annotation, molecular function: nucleic acid binding; zinc ion binding. The transcript is spliced from 2 exons. The coding region runs from base 1 to 465 and encodes 154 amino acids. The record is from RefSeq and is a predicted model, not a curated record. NCBI's taxonomy places the organism in Eukaryota, Fungi, Ascomycota, Saccharomycetes, Ascoideales, Saccharomycopsidaceae.